CGCUCCUCCACAGCUUCCGCGGCUCCCCACUACGAAAAAACUCUUCCCGCCGGCGCCUCCUCGCCCGCGCCCAGUCCUCCCAUAAACUCCGCGCACCCGCCAUUCGCCUUCCCACGAUCUCCAUUAGCUUGCUCUUCCUCCCCCUGACCCCUGAGAUGGCGAUGCAGCCGCGACACUCCACGUCCUUGGUCGGCGGCCUCCAGGGCCUGGAGCUCAGCGGCGGUAUGGAUUCCUCCAGCGCCUCGGCGGCGCGGCUUCCCUGCCUAUCCGAACUCUCCUCCGACUCCGGCGACGGCGGCAGCGGGAUUGUCUCCGUCGAGCACUCCGGCGACCCCGCCAUCCCUUCCGCCGUCUCCUGCAGCAAGGCCCCGCAAGUUUCUCGCCUUCUGGCGGUAGCCGACGAGGACGGUUCAGUUAUCCUCCACGAUACCAGGCGGCGCCUCCCAUCGUCCCUAGAGAAGCCAGCUGACGACAAUGCAGUCUUUGAAGCGCACAGUCCCAGACGAGGAAGGCAGACAAGGUCUCGAGCAAAGCGUGCACGCUCCCUUUCCUCUCCUGGACGGUUCGACUCGGCGCCGCGCACGCGCCCUCGGGUGGAGGAGGCGCGCAUCAGCAAGGCUGACACGGCGUCCACACUGCCUGAUGAUUUGCUGUUCGAGGUCUUCAAGCGGCUUCCGCCACCGGCGACAAUCUUCCGUUGUGCGGCGGUGUGCCGGCGCUGGCGUCGUGUCGUCUCCGGUGCCGGUGCCUGCUGCCUACCUGCUCCACCUCGACACUUUGGCUUCUUCCGCAACUACGGCCCGUCCCCGCUGUCGCCGUUCGUCCCCAUGGCUGGCAUCGACCUCGACCUCAGUUUCCUUCCCGUGUCGCCCUCGUGUGGUGCUAUCCUCGUCGACUGUCGCGGUCACCGCCUCCUCCUGCGCGAGCUCGGCGCUGGGUCCGCGACCGAGCUCAGGCUCCUUGUCUGCAACCCAUUGGGGAAGACGUUCGCACGGCUGCCACCUCUACCCGUGGGCAGGCAUAGGGUCUCCUGCUACGCCGUCAUUCCAAGCGAAGGCGAUGCGUUUCGCGUCGUCAUUGUGCUCUUCGGUGCUGCCUCGCCCAACUUCUAUGUUUUGGUAUAUUCUUCUGCUUCCUCAGCCUGGGAGGUUGCCACCGGGCCGCUGAAACAGCCAUUGAUCCCCCAUCAAGGCCCAUCCGUCGUCAUUGGAGAUGUUGUGUAUAGGCUGCAGUGUGAGGACAAGUAUAUCAUGGCUGUGAACACGACGAAGAUGUCGCUGUCUGCGCUGCCGCUUCCCAACGCCGGGAUGCUCCUGUAUGCCGGCAACAACUGGAUCGGCAAGACGGAGGACGACCGUCUAUGCUUCUUUGUGAUCCGGGAGCCACUAGUGUUGGUGAAAUGGGUUCUUGAAGCGCCUGGGAAGUGGGUACAGCAGGAGCCGUUGGCACUGUGGCCUCUGCUGAACCCGGCCACGGUCGGUGAUCUCCAUGGCAUGAAGCUCUCGGCAAAGAUUGCUGAUCAGCUCAAUGGUUGCAAGCUUGUGAGCUUUGGUGGGUUCUGUGCGGGCAGUGGGACGCUGUUCUUCAUCAUGGCUGACUGGGUGGUUGCACUCGAUCUCAAGACCUUGAAGAUGGAGAAGUUGUGGAGCAAUACUGAUGAGUCUCGUCCCCUUGGUGAUGUAUUCCCGUAUGAAAUGGUGGCGUGGCCGCCAGCGAUCAAGGAUUCUGCCAAGGCUCUGUUGCUUGAUGAAGCAUAGUGUAUGUGUUGCCACUCACUGCAUUCCUGUGUAUUUGUACUUUCAAUUUCUCCAUGAAUUGUAUUUGUUAAUGCAAAGACGUUCUGAUCUGUUUUGGGUUCAAUUAGUGUUGAACAAAAUGAUUCAUGUGUAUAUGUUUUUAUGAUA
Molecule: messenger RNA, 1904 nt
Organism: Brachypodium distachyon (stiff brome)
Lineage: Eukaryota; Viridiplantae; Streptophyta; Magnoliopsida; Poales; Poaceae
Exons: 4
Coding region: 156-1757 (533 amino acids)
Molecular function (GO): protein binding
Source: RefSeq, a predicted model, not a curated record